Molecule: messenger RNA, 4380 nt
Organism: Rhizoctonia solani
Lineage: Eukaryota; Fungi; Basidiomycota; Agaricomycetes; Cantharellales; Ceratobasidiaceae
Product: Retrotransposable element Tf2 protein
Exons: 6
Coding region: 1-4380 (1459 amino acids)
Biological process (GO): DNA integration
Molecular function (GO): nucleic acid binding; zinc ion binding
Source: RefSeq, a predicted model, not a curated record
AUGGAACCAGAGCCGUCCACUUCCGCUCUCCUUGAGGCUAUCACAGCCCUCACCGCCACAGUUGGGUCCUUGCAGGCCCAAAUCACUUCUCAAGGCCAACAGCUCAUCGAGCUCAAAGCCAUAUGCAAGGAAACCGCGGACCUCCUCGGGGACAAAGAUCAGGGAGCCCCCCAAGCCCAGCCUGGCCCAUCGACUGGGCCUGUCACUCCUCCCACCCACUUGGGAGGAGAAGCCCACACUCCAGGCACGGUUAGGCCUGGACUCAAGGCCCCUUUCCGGCCUUCAAGGGGAACAGGUUUCGAUUCGGAAGACGAGGAAGAACCAAGGCGACCUAAAAAGGAGCCUCAAGGAACGCCUGCAAGGCAUUUAGGGUCCCUCACCCCCUUUGAUGCGGGGUCUAGUGUAAAGCGGCCCAAGAUGGACCUACCAGACCCAUACAAGGGAGAUACCAGGGGACAAAAGGCCACCCAAUGGCUUGACAGAAUGAUGCUCUGGGUUGCCCUCCACCGCGACCAAUUCGACGAAGAAGAACAGAUGGUCGUCUGGAUCCUCUACCACAUGGAGGACAAAGCAGCAGACUGGGCGCUCCCCAUCAUUGGAGCUAUCAUUAAGGGCAAAUUCAAGGAGGCCUUUGCCGACCCCAACGCCAAGCGGGCUGCCGCCAGGAAGAUUGCGGCGCUCUCCCAAACUACCACCACCUCCAAAUACGUCACGGAGUUCCGUAAUCUUAUGGCGGAACUCGACUGGAACAAGGAGGCCUACAUCGCGCAAUUCACGCGGGGCCUCCACUGGAAGGUUAAGGAAUUGCUGUCAACCAAGGACAGCGUCCCUGACGAACUCGAGGCAAUUUUCGCGGCCUCAAUAAAGAUUGACAACAUCCGCUGCGAAAAUGAGGAGAAUCGGCCAAAGAAGGCUCCCGCCAAGUCCCCGGCCACUGCGGCUACUACUUCCACUACAACCACUCAACGGGUCCGCCUCUCAGAGGACCCUAAUUACGUCACACCGGAAGAAAGGGACCGUCGCCGCGCAUCUGGCCUCUGUGUCAAGUGCGGCCAAAAGGGGCAUGGUAUCAAACAGUGUCCCAACGGCUGGAAGGCUACCGUCAAGGAAGUAGCUAAGCCCCUGGCCUCGAAAUUAGAUGUACAUGUAUCAGAUUUGGAUUUUGAAUUUGUUUCUCUAGCUCUGGACUCAAAUAAAAAACCUUUAUUAUAUCUUGAUCUGGUCUUGCAUAACCACCCGACGGAACCUCUCAAAACCCUGAUAGACUCUGGCGCAACAUCCAACUUCAUAUCACCCGCCAUAGUUGAAAAAUACAAAAUCCCAAAAACCCAACUCGAAAAUCCACGAGUUGUGAGAAUGUUAGAUGGUACCAUUUCCCAGACUGGUCGCAUAUGGCACCAGGUUCAACUCGCGGUCUCGGCCAAUGGCCAUUUCCACCACAUUCCUUUUCUUGUUUGCCCAAUAGGCAACACACCGGCAAUACUUGGCAUGACAUGGUUAACGGCAGAAGCUCCUCUCAUCGACUGGCAACAGGGGCUAAUCACAUUCCCUGAACAAGUUCAAAUUGCCUCCGAGGAAGAAGCAGACCCAAACCCCUUAGCAGACCUCCCUCCUCAAUACCAUGAGUUUGCUAAGGUCUUUGGCGAAGAAGAGUUUAAGGCCCUCCCUCCACAUAGGGAGUAUGACAUCUCCAUAGACCUUAUCCCAGAUGCCAAACUGUCCCCUGGUCCUAUAUAUGGCAUGACUGACGCAGAAUCAAAAGCGCUGAAACAACACAUUGAUGAGGAAUUGGCAACGGGCAAGAUCCGCCCUAGCACUUCCUCCGCAGGCGCCCCGGUUAUGUUUGUCAAAAAGGCAGAUGGAUCCCUUAGAUUGGUGGUUGAUUACAGGAAGCUGAAUGAUGUCACCCAUAAAAACGUCUACCCACUCCCCAGACAGGACGACCUCAUGGCCAAGUUAAGGCAUGCCAAGAUAUUCACCAAGUUGGACUUACGCUGGGGCUACAACAACGUACGCAUCAAGGAAGGAGACGAAUGGAAAACGGCCUUUAGAACCAAAUACGGCCUCUUUGAAUACCUAGUCAUGCCCUUCGGCCUCACCAACGCCCCUGCAGCGUUCCAACACUUCAUGAACGACCUAUUCCGGGAUUUGAUUGACGUUACCGUGGUAAUAUACCUAGAUGAUAUCCUCAUUUUCUCAGAAGAUCCAGAGGACCACCCGGCUCAUGUCAGAGAAGUGUUGUCACGACUUAUGAAGAACCAGCUUUUCUGCAAGCUAUCAAAGUGUCACUUCCACGUCACGACGGUCGAUUACCUUGGGAUUGUUAUAUCCCCAUCAGGCUUUUCCAUGGACCAGAGGAAGGUAGAGGCAGUCACGUCAUGGCCUCAGCCCAGAACGGUCAAACAAGUCCAGGCAUUCUUAGGCUUUGUCAAUUAUCUCCAACGGUUUAUUCCCAACUUCAGCUCUGUCGCACGACCCUUGCACAACCUCACCAAAAAGGAAACCCCUUGGUCAUGGGGAGACCUAGAGGAAGCAGCCUUCCAAGAGUUAAAAACCCUAGUUACCCAGUCCCCGGUUCUGAUCCACUCCAACCCCAAGCUUCCCUAUUACCUGGAAACGGACGCGUUGGGAGUAGCUAUGGGUGCCAUCUUAAGCCAAAGAGGCCCAGAUAAUUGGUUACAUCCCAUUGCCUAUAUGUCCAAGUCAUUUUUGGGAGCGGAAGCUAAUUACGACACCCACGAUAAAGAGCUCCUGGCUAUCAUUAAGGCAUUGGAGGAAUGGAGGAUAUUCUUGGAGGCAACGGACAAACCGGUACAAGUGUUCACGGACCAUCGGAAUCUAGAAUACUGGAUGCAGGCACGAACAUUCAACAGAAGGCAUGCGCGAUGGCGUAUUUUCCUGAGCAACUUCAACUUUGAAAUCCACUAUCGCCCCGGGAAACAAUCAGGAAAGCCAGACGCGUUAUCCAGGAGAUCAGAUUACGUAGACGCUCCCCCAGACCCAGAAGUCAUGCUGCCAUCAGAGGUCUUUGCCAACACAUCAGAAGCGGAACUCAAGAUUUUCCUGACAGAAGACGCAGACAACGCACCCCCGUCAAUCAGGAAAGCAUAUAGGGAUUAUGAUUGGGAAGAGGACCUACUGUGGUACCGUGGAAAAUUAGUGGUCCCAGAUUUGGAAAUCUUGAAGGAACGCUUGCUUAGAGAAUUCCAUGACUCACCCCUGGCUGGGCACCCUGGACAACAACGUACCCUGGAACUACUAAGUCGUAACUACUGGUGGCCAGGUAUGAAGUCCUCUGCCAAAGAAUGGGUAGAAUGCUGUCCAACAUGUCAGGCUAAUCGUCGAGCCCACGCCCCGGUCAUUGCCCUUAAACCCUUGGACGUUCCCCCUUACCCGUUUCACACCAUCUCCUAUGAUUUCAUCACAGGGUUUCCCAAGUCAAACGGCCACGACGCAAUCCUGGUAGUCAUUGACUCCUUCUCAAAGUUUGGGCAUUUUAUCCCAACUACCAAGAAAGUCACAUCCAAAGGCCUAGCGGAUUUAUUCAUCUCACAGGUGGGAACUACGUUCACGGGAAAAUUCCUAAGGGCACUUUACCAACGCCUUGGGGUAAAACCGUCCUUCUCAUCAGCCUACCACCCAGAGUCAGACGGCCAGACAGAAAGGGUAAACCAGUUCAUUGAGUUCUACCUAAGGUCGUAUGUUGCAGCAGACCACUCGGACUGGGCCUCCUGGCUACCAUUAGCAGAGUACGCCUAUAACAAUGCAAAACACUCCGCCACCGGGAAAACCCCCUUUGAGUUAGUAUACGCAAACGUCCCAGAGGCCGACCAUGUAGCAGAUACCCUUGCACAAGAAUGGAAAGAAGCGGAGGCAGCCCUAAGGAUGAGCAAGGAAAGGAUGACGGGAAACAAAGGGACAAUACCGGAAUACUCAAUUGGAGAAAAGGUCUGGCUGGACGGGAAGAACGUGGAGCUGAGAACAAACUCCAACAAGCUAGAUCCCAAAAGACUAGGACCAUUCGAGAUCACGGAAAAGAUCUCCAGUCACGCAUACCGCCUGAAACUUCCAGAAACCCUGAAGAUCCACGAUGUGUUCUAUGUAGGAUUGCUGUCCAAAGCGCACAAAUCCCCAAGUCAACCAUUUCCCGAGAGACCCCCUCCUGAAACAAUAGAAGGGGAAGAAGAGUACGAAGUUGAACAAAUCAUCGACUCGAAACGCCAGAAAGGGAAAUGGUUCUACCUGAUCAAAUGGAAGGGGUACGGCCCGGAAGAUAACUCAUGGGAACCAGAAGAAUUACUGGAGCAUAGCCAAGAAGAGAUCAAGCGUUUCAACCAAGCUAGACUCAGAAAGGCUCGUGACGCCGCCAAGAGCCUUUAA